This is a messenger RNA of Etheostoma spectabile (orangethroat darter), 2850 nucleotides long. RefSeq names its product transmembrane protein 168b (gene tmem168b). The record is from RefSeq and is a predicted model, not a curated record. Lineage: Eukaryota; Metazoa; Chordata; Actinopteri; Perciformes; Percidae.
CGGAAUGGAAAUUUCUAAAGAAGAAAAUACUGGCAUACGCAUUGUCAGAAAAUAUAGUAUUUCAACUUAGCAUGUUUCCUUAAUGUCUUACGAGGCAUUGGGCUAAUUUUUGGAUUUAUUACAGUAAAUAUGGUACAUAUUGGACCUUUAACUCAAGGUCCAUGUGAACGAGGCAAAGGAAGUAAUCUUAUAAGUGAUAUGAACCUUGACGAACAUUUUCCGUCAAGGACAUUGUGCAUAUAAAUGUAUAAUGGGGAUUGGUCCUUUAGCCUUUGCUUUAACGUUGGGAAAAGCAUUUUUUACGCUUAGCACUUGCCGUAGUUGAAGCCAGCGCCAUGGCUCCUGUCAACUGACUCAAAACUUUUGACGUUGCAAACUUUUGAACGGAUAUGUAGCUAUCUCUAGUGAUAGCUGGUUUCGGGCGCUCCUUCUUAUAGUUUAUUAAAAACAAAUCGGACAUCAGAUGAAAAGAACGCAAACAAUGAUGUUCAAGAUGUAAAUGUUUCUGCGUGCGAGGGACCGGUGCAAAUAUGCAUCGCUAUUAGCUAGCUGACGUUUACGUUAGCUUGGUAACGUAAACUAGCUACUUUCAACAAGUUAGCUGUCCAGUAAUCCUUAGUUCACCCUAGCUAGUUUUGGCGUCGUCGAAUUUAAAAUGUCAUAACGGACAUAUAAACCGAGUAUAACUAAUUAAAGGGCUUGGUUUUAGCUUUGGAUAUUUAGUCUUUCGUAUAAAAAUGUGUCGUUUUCUACGCUACUGUGUUACCCACUGCAUUCAUGCAGCGAUGACCCGGCUGGAGGAAGUCAACGGAGAGGUGAGCAUGUGGUCGUCUGUCCGGUGGCUGGGCUACCUGUCCGGUCUCAACCUGCUGGUCGCCUUGUGUUUGGGGGUCUUUGCCCGGUGGGAGAGGACUGAGGAGACCACUCUUCUUGUCAUUUUCGUUCUGGCUCUGAUUGUCCUCGGAAUAGCAAGUAUAGUGUACUACUACUUCAGCAUGGAGAGGGUCAGCCUCAGUCUCCUCCACCUGUGGUUCGGUUUUUUGCUGGGACUGCAGUGUUUCCUCAACACUCCCGCCCUGGAGAGCGACGUGAAGGAGCAGGUGGCCAACUACCUUCUGCUAGCCAGUGUGUCUCUGAGGACGCUGUGGGCGCUCCUGGAGAGACUGUUCGGUGCUACCAGGUACCGUCCUGCCUUCCUCACCUCGGCAGAGCGGCUGGAGCUAGUGGGCUUUGCCUCCGCCAGCACGGCGCUGCUCGUCCACAAGUCCUUGAGCGUGAUGGUGCUGGUGGGGGCGCUGGCCACGGUCAUGGUUGCCCUCCGGAUGAAGGCUCUCUUGGCUAUUCCCAACUUGGUCUGCUUCGCUGUCAUCACCGCCCUGCUGUUCUUCAAGUCUCUGAGCAUCACCAUCAACCCUUUCGCCCUCGCGUGCUUCUUCAGCCAGCUCAUCUGUGACCCUCUGCUGGAUGUGUACUUCAGUGGUCUCUCUGUGACCGAGCGCUGGCAGCCUUUCCUGCUGUGGCGGGGCUUGUGGCGUCGGCUGUCCCUCGUGCCUCUGCUGCUGGUGGAGGUGGCCUUCAUCGUUCUGGCCGCUCGGAAGCUGAAUGAUCUGGACCAGUGGUACCUGGUGAUCCCAAGCUUUGUCGUCUGUGUGCUCUUCUGGGCCAUCUGCCACGUGGUGUUUGUCGUCACGGUGUGGGGCUUUCACAGCAAGCUCAGUGAAUGCCAGAGGCUGUGGCUGUCCCAGGGGCCAGGUGUCAGUGGCCUGGACAAGGUUAUGGCCUCAAAGGGCAUGAGACAUUUCUGUCUCAUCUCUGAGCGUCUGGUGGUCUUCUCGCUGAUGUCAACUGUUGCUGUUGCUGCUCUUUGUUGGCAGGCCUCCAGCAGCAUCUUUGUGAGCAUGUUCCUUCUUGUCCUGCCUCUGGAGUCUCUGUUCCACGGGCUUUUCCACGAGCUCGGGGUCAGCCUGGGAGGAACCUGUGUGGGCUACGCAGUGGUCAUCCCCACCAACUACUGCAGUCCAGACGGCCAGCCCAUGCUGCUGCCUCCAGGCCAGGUGCUGGAGCUGAACAGGCGUUCCACAGGCAUGUUGAACAAUGUGCAGCACUUCUUCGCCCACCACUUGAUUGAGCCUUUUGGCUGCGACUAUUCCACCAGCGGGGUGACCCAAGAGGCUCUGCAGGCCAAGAUCAAAUCCUUCUUGGAGCUUCGCACGGCGGACGGAACUCGCCACGACACCUACGUGAUCUUCUACAGCGGUCACAGUCACCGCUCUGGGGAGUGGGCGCUGGCAGGAGGAGACACUCUCGGCCUGGAUCAGAUCUUGGAGUGGUGGAGGGAGAAGAACGGCAGCUUCUGCUCGCGCCUCAUCCUGGUGCUCGACUGUGACAACUCGUUGCCGUGGGUGAAGGAGGUAAGGAAGGUGGAGGGUCUGUACGUGGCCGUGCAGGGAGCGACACUCGCUCGAGUGACAGACGUCGAGCUGCAGGACCCCCCGCAGCUCGGGGACUUCACCUCUCAGUGGGUGGAGUAUAACUGCAACUCAAACUGCAACAUCCAGUGGUCUGAGAGAGGCAGGCCGGUGUCUGCCGCCUACGGCAUCUCCAAAUACUGGAGCGACUACACGCUGCACCUACCGACAGGAAGUGAUGUUACCAACCACUGGAGCCAGAACUUCCCUCGGAUGACGUACCCGGUGGUACAGCUGGCGCUGUGGUGCGGCGGUCUGAACGUGCUGUGGUUCUGCAGCAUCUGCCUGCGGUGUCUUAAGAGAAUCAAACUUAACUGGUUUCCACCAGCGAUACUGGACACUGGCCAAGGCUUCAAACUGGUCAGAUCAUAGAAAAGUAUAU